AUGAAGAUUAUCUUAGACAAUACGACGCCGGAAAAGUGUCGUACGCCGCUUGGACCGCCGAUUACUUCUGUUUUGGCUUUGAUCACGGGUAUGUUAAUAUGUAGUUUUGAUGGAUUAAAAGCAUUUUUUAAGAAAAAUAGUGAUCUCAUUAUUAUUGAGUUUUAACGUUGUGUUAAAGAAAACUUUUUAAAAAACGAUUUAAAGCCAUAAAGUAACUUAGAAUAUGAUUUUAGAGCCUCCAUACGUUCACAACUUUUCUUCUCGAGCUCUUCGACGCAUAAAUGAAGUAAUCGCUCCAUUAAUUCAAGUCACUCAAUCUAAAGACAUUCUUUCCAAUGCUCUAAAGUCAAUGUACUACUGCGUACAAUAUUCAACGGAACAUCAAGCUACUGUCUCCAUCUACCGCAAGUAUAUGGAGAAGUUGGAUCGUGAUUUGGUGGAAAUUGGUCGCCAAAUGGACAUGAUUAGAUUUACCAGAAGCCAUUGGGUAUAUGCCUGCGAGUUCGUACAGAAACUAAAGCUGUACAGUCGAGAAUAUUGUGGAGCUUUGUCAAACUCAACCUCUUCUGUCGAUUCACAUCUCUUCGAUUCACCGUCUUCAAGUGAGGAGAAUGUCGAUUUCACUCCACCAUCACCGGUGGAACGUAUAUUGCGUAAAAGAGGUUUAUGCUCAGCCUAA
Bursaphelenchus okinawaensis is the source of this 679-nucleotide messenger RNA. The record is from the annotation of a GenBank genome assembly. NCBI's taxonomy places the organism in Eukaryota, Metazoa, Nematoda, Chromadorea, Rhabditida, Aphelenchoididae.